AUGGGUCGCGGGAAGAUAGAGAUGAAGAAGAAAGAUAAUGAGAAUUAUCGACAAGUUACCUCCUCAAAGCGCCGACCUGGGCUUAUCAAUAUGGCAAGCGAGCUUAGUAUUGUGUGUGGUGCUGAGAUAGCCAUCCUCGUCUUCUCGCCUUGGGGCAGUCUCUACUCCUUUGGGAGCCCUAGCGUGACGUCCGUCGUAGAAAAGUUUCUCAACCAACAUGCUUUGAGCCUUGGAGGAAGUAAAUCUAGAAGUGAGAUAGAGAGGAGGAAGAAGGGCAUGGGUCGUGCGAAGAUAGAUAAUGAGAAUUAUCGACAAGUUACCUUCUCAAAGCGCCGACCUGGGCUUUUCAAUAGGGCAAGCGAGCUCAGUAUUGUGUGUGGUGCUAAGAUAGCCAUCCUCGUCUUCUCACCUUGGGGCAAUCUCUACUCCUUUGGAAGCCCUAGUGUGACCUCCGUCGUAGAUAAGUUUCUGAACCAACAUGGUCAGUCAUCGGUAGCCACCGGUGCCACCCGUAGGGCUAGAAUUAAUGAGCUAUACGGACAGAACGUGGACCUGGUGAAUGAUCUGGAAGAGGAGAAGGAGCGAUCCGAGGAAGUCAAGAAAUGGUUAGAAGAAGUGAAGCAUGGUGAAGCAUGGUGGGAAGCACCUAUCCAAGAUAUGGGAUUGCUUGAGCUUCAGCGCUUGGAGGUGUGCAUGGAGGUGUUUAAGAAGAAUAUGGCGAAACGGGCUGAUGAGUUAAUGGCAAAAUAUGCUGUUGCUCCCUCGCCUUCCUUAACCAUGAAUCCAGUGGGUGUGGUGGAACCUUUGGAAGCUGGUAGGCCAAACCUCAAUCCAAAGGAAUGGCGGUUAUGGUUUUAG
Telopea speciosissima is the source of this 858-nucleotide messenger RNA. RefSeq names its product MADS-box protein AGL42-like. The transcript has 3 exons. The record is from RefSeq and is a predicted model, not a curated record. The coding region runs from base 1 to 858 and encodes 285 amino acids. Gene Ontology annotation, molecular function: DNA-binding transcription factor activity, RNA polymerase II-specific; protein dimerization activity; RNA polymerase II cis-regulatory region sequence-specific DNA binding. Gene Ontology annotation, biological process: positive regulation of transcription by RNA polymerase II. Lineage: Eukaryota; Viridiplantae; Streptophyta; Magnoliopsida; Proteales; Proteaceae.